AUGCAGGCCGCGCAAAACAAAGGCCCCAAGGCCUGCACGACCUGCGCAAAAGCAAAAGCGCGAUGCAUUCCCGGCAACACAGACGGCGAUAAAUGCGAGAGAUGUCAAAGACUGAAUAAAGAAUGCUUCUCCCGUCCGCCGGCCCCGCCGCGCAUCAAGAAGCGGCCCAAGCGGUCCAGGGUCGCAGAGCUGGAAAAGAGACUGAACGAACUGUCCUCACAGGUCGGCCAGGGCCACGCGAGACUGCCUACGCCCGAUGAUGCGGCCACCAAUUCAGAACGCGCCACAUCGAGCGCCAAGACGGUCAAGAGCGGCGACCUCCAGAGCGACCUGGUCGAGAUUGUCAACCUGCAGCACUGGUUCCCCAACACGGCCAGCUCGCCCGGCGGCGGCGGAGGGGCCGGAGGCGGCGGCAAGGAAAAGUCAGCAUCGCCUGCCGGCUGGGAGGCCGAGGCUUUUCAGCACAUGGAUUCCAUCUGGCCGCUGCCCGAGGACGCCACGGGCCUGCUCGCCGACUACCACGAGCUCUGGGCCGUUACCUUUCCCUUUAUUAUUGUGCCACCCGACAUGACGUCGGAAGACCUCCGGGACAAGCGCCCGUUUCUGUGGAAGGCCAUCAUGCUGACGGCGACCUUUUUCGACGCCGCGCGCCAGACGCGACUCGGCAGCGAGCUGCUCUCGGACAUUGCCCGCGCGGCCGUCGUCGAGGGCGUAAAGACGCUAGACUUACUGCAGGGCAUGCAACUGCUCAUUGCCUGGUACCAAUAUGCCGUCAAGGGCCAUCAGCUCACAAACCUGCUCUUCCUGGCGCGCUCCAUGUGCGUCAACCUCAGCUCGCCCAACUGCGAUCCGCUACCGAGCGACGCGCGCUACUCGCAGCUGGACCCAUUGAGAGCAUACGCCGCUACAUAUUAUAUAAAUACAAUCGUGUUUGCCACAAAUAAAAAGACAGACGUCUUCAUGAACACAUCCCACGUCGAGCUGUGUCUCAAAACCCUGGAGAAUGCAGCAGAAUAUCCUUCGGACGUGUUUCUCAUCAAACUCGUCAAAUCGCAGCAAAUUGCUCAGAAUAUCGCUCUCACCAUGUCGUUUGACCCGACCCAGCAACUGCCGCUCCCCAUUCCAGUCAUGGUACAGACGUUUCAAGAACAGAUUAAAAACUUUCGCGAAACGCUGCCCAAGCAUUUACAAGACGAUGCAUCAUUGAAUGGUCAUAUACUCAUCUCCGAAAUCCUCCUCACCGACAUUGCCCUGUCGGACCAGUACUGCGGCCCGGCCAGCAUGCCGGUCGAGGCGCGCCUCGAGAUGCUCUGGUCGUGCAUCCGCUCCCUGCGCGCCUUUUUCCGCGCGCGCUUCCUCAACCGCGACAUUGACAAGCCGCAGUACGUCAACCUGACGACGUCCGACGUCGCCUACAGCCUCAUCACCAGCAUCAAGCUGCUCACGCUGCAGCUGCCCGGCUGGGAUCCCAAGCACGUCGCCUCGGAGCUCACCAUCACGCACAUGUUGCACUGGCAGAUCAACGACCUGGCCCUCAUCAUCGAGAAGCGCCGCGCCGAGCCCACCACGGCCGCCAGCACCGCCGGCGGCGGCAAGGUCGCGCCGCCUAUUGCCGAGGACCCCUGGGAGCGGCUCCUGCGCCUACUCUUCAACGCCCGCGAGCUCGUCAACCUGCAGUGCCACUCGGGCGACAUGGCGGCCGCCGCGGCCGCGGCCCUGCCUGGAAUUCCCGGCCCGCCGGGGUCUUCGCAGACGCUGCUGGGCGAGCUGGAUGAGUCCGUGUGGUUUGACAUUGUUAACGAGACGGCCUGGAACAUGAAUGAUGAAAUCAUGUCUGGUUAG
This is a messenger RNA of Akanthomyces muscarius, 1842 nucleotides long. RefSeq lists its product as uncharacterized. Lineage: Eukaryota; Fungi; Ascomycota; Sordariomycetes; Hypocreales; Cordycipitaceae. The record is from RefSeq and is a predicted model, not a curated record. The coding region runs from base 1 to 1842 and encodes 613 amino acids. The transcript is spliced from 4 exons. Gene Ontology annotation, molecular function: transcription cis-regulatory region binding; zinc ion binding; DNA-binding transcription factor activity, RNA polymerase II-specific. Gene Ontology annotation, cellular component: nucleus. Gene Ontology annotation, biological process: regulation of DNA-templated transcription.